Rosa chinensis is the source of this 606-nucleotide messenger RNA. Its product is annotated as imidazole glycerol phosphate synthase hisHF, chloroplastic. NCBI's taxonomy places the organism in Eukaryota, Viridiplantae, Streptophyta, Magnoliopsida, Rosales, Rosaceae. Bases 1 to 606 code for a protein of 201 amino acids. The transcript has 8 exons. Gene Ontology annotation, molecular function: imidazoleglycerol-phosphate synthase activity. The record is from RefSeq and is a predicted model, not a curated record.
AUGACGUCACUUGAAAAGACAAAUGUUUACUUUGGCGAUGUUGUUGUCGUUCUGGUUAUAUCAAGCCUGUGGAAGUCGUAUCGGACAUCUGUUUAUCGUCUGGUUAUGGUCAACUUUCUGAAUAUUACCGGUUUCCGGGACUUCCCUUUGGGUGACUUGCCUAUGCUACAGGUAUUGAGAUAUGCAUCGGAAAAUAUUUUCGUGCCAUUUACAGUUGGAGGUGGUAUUAGAGAUUUUACCAAUGCAACUGGCAAAUGUGGGCCUGAUAAGAUCUCCAUUGGAAGUGAUGCAGUUUAUGCUGUAGAAGAAUAUUUAAGAAAUGGAGUUAACUGUGGCUGGGAAGGCAGACCAAUUGGAGCUUAUGAGCUUGCAAAAGCAGUUAAGGAGCUCCGAGCUGGAGAAAUUCUGCUAAACUGCAUUGAUUGCUAUGAUUACCAAGUUUUGGGUGAAGAUGAUAACACUAAGCUCAAAAUUCAGAUUAAAUUAGACAAAAGAGAGAGAAUCAUGUCCAUACUUGAUUGGGGUAUAGGUAUGACAAAGGAGGACUUGAUCAAGAACUUGGAAACUAUAGCAAAAUCUGGAACUUCAGGGGUUGAUGUUGAAUGA